This is a messenger RNA of Fusarium redolens, 999 nucleotides long. RefSeq lists its product as uncharacterized. Bases 82 to 933 code for a protein of 283 amino acids. NCBI's taxonomy places the organism in Eukaryota, Fungi, Ascomycota, Sordariomycetes, Hypocreales, Nectriaceae. Gene Ontology annotation, molecular function: oxidoreductase activity. The record is from RefSeq and is a predicted model, not a curated record. The transcript is spliced from 2 exons.
AUUAAAUUUGCCUCACUAGGAUGAUUCAUUGUUUAAAUCACUUCGUAGUUGUGUAUUGAUUGCUCAGAAAUAAACAUCACCAUGGCCGAGAUACCCACCCAACCUCCUUCCCGUUCACUAAAAGACAAAGUCGCCAUUGUCACAGGCGCCGGCUGCUUUGGAGAUGGAAUUGGCAAUGGCAGAGCGAUAUCGAUCAUGUUGGCCAAUGAAGGUUGUAAUGUGAUAUGCCUUGACAUGAAUCUUGGAUGGGCAACAAAGACGGCUGAUAUGGCCAACCAAAGCUCAGCCUCCAAGAAGGUAAUACCGGCACAAGGAAAUGUCACAGACGCAAUCGAUUGUGAAAAAGCCGUUGCUCUUGCAUUGAAGGAGUUUGGGCGCCUGGAUAUUCUGGUCAACAAUGUCGGCAUAGCAGGCGCGUCGGGGACUGCUAUUGACGUGGAUAUGGCCAAGUGGACAAUGGGUCUUGAGGUCAAUGUGUCAAGCAUGGUUUUGAUGGCAAAGUAUGCCAUACCCGCAAUGACCAAGAAUGAUGGAGAGAUCAAGGGUUCUAUUGUCAACAUGGGGAGUGUAGCUGGCUUGAAGGGCGGUACACCUCAUUUGCUCUAUCCAACCGCAAAAGGAGCAGUGGUCAAUAUGACCAGAGCCAUGGCCGCUCAUCAUGCCAAAGAUGGUAUCAGAGUAAACUGCGUUUGUCCUGGAAUGCUUUAUACACCGAUGAUGUACGCCAAAGGUAUGUCAGAUGAGGCUAGAGAAGCAAGGAAGGCAAGGAGUCUACUCGGAACUGAGGGUACAGCUUGGGAUGCUGCUUGUGCAGUUGUGUUUCUGGCGAGUAACCAUGCAAGGUGGAUCACGGGUGCUAUUUUGCCGGUUGAUGCUGGAACGACCGCUGCUGUUGGAACUAGCCUGCCUGCUGGUGCGAGCGUUAAUGGUUGAAGUAGACAGAAAAACAAUUCGAUGUGAUCGGUCUGGUCAGUAAACUAACUCUAUAGCAUCGAUGAG